GCCACACCUGGCCACAUCUGGCCAUCUAGACCCGGAAAUGACGCAGAGCGUUUUAUAUUCCAGGAAGGAUAUCGGGAGAACGAGAACGACACCUGCGUCAACGGGGAGAUUAUUCUGCAGUACCCUGCCUGCCUAUAUUUGUUGCAUAUGUGAAACAGCCUGCUGCUCCAGGGAUGGCUCUGUUCCAGGAGGGGGCGUCACCCAGCAGCGCCAUGGAAACGUCAAACUUUGCCCAUGUGAUCUUCCAGGAUGUGGGGAAGAGCUUCCCGCCGAGUGCAGCCCUGGAGUGCCGAUACACCCUCACCCCCUUCUUCAGCCCCCACCACCGCGACUGGGUCGGCAUCUUCAAGGUGGGCUGGAGCACGGCGCGGGAUUACUACACCUUCCAGUGGACGCCCCGCCCUGAGACCCAGCCAGGGGAGGGAGGAGGGCACCACACCCUGCUGUUCCAGGGGUACUACCUGCCCAAAGACGACGGAGAGUUCUACCAGUUCUGCUACGUGACGCACAGCGGGGAGGUCCGGGGUGCCAGCACGCCCUUCCAGUUCCGCUCAGCCACACCCCCCGCUGACGAGCUGCUCGCCCUGGAGGACGACAGCAACUCCGACAUCCUGGUCAUCACCUCCCGAACGUCCCUGCUGGAGCAGAAGGUGGAGGAGGCUCAGCGGCGGCAGGCGGAGCUGAGGGAGGAGCUGCACCUCCUGCAGCAGGAGAAGGAGGAGCUGCAGCAUGAGAAGGAGAGACUGCGCAGAGAGAGAGAGGAGGAGAGAGAAACCUGCACUCGCCUGCGCGCACAGAACCAGGCGCUCCAGCAGUCCUCCCAGAGCCUGCAGGAGGAGAAGAAGGAGGCGCAGAGGAGACAGGAGGAGGCGUCGGCCAGACUGCGGCAGCUGGAGGAGGACCUGCUGGAGCUGACACAGAGGGGCCUGCAGAAGGAGACCGAGAUCGACUGCCUCAGAGACCGUCUGAAGAAGCUGAAUGUGGAGAACGAUUCCCUGGAGUCUCAGCUAAAGAUGGAGAGAGACGAGAGAGAGCUGUGCAAGCUGCACCUGAAGAACACGGAGCUGCAGAAGGCGCGUCUCUGUGCGGAGCUGCAGGUGUUGCGCUCGGUGGACAUGAAUAAGGAGAUCAACCUGGCAGAACUGCAGGAGCAGCUUGGCCGUCUGCAGAGAGAGGCCUCCCAGAGCGCCGCCCUCCCGGGGGAGAACGCCCGGCUGAAGGAGCAGCUGCGUCAGGUGGAGGAGCAGCUGCAGGCUGUGCGGCAGCAGGCGGCCAUGUUGGCGGGGGAGCUGCGGGACACGGCGGGCGUGCGGGACCACACCAUGGCCGAGCUCUACCGCACACGCCUGGAGGCCGACGCCCUGCGGACCAGCCUGGGCCACGCCCACACAGAGUACGCCUGCCUCCAGGAGCAGCUGGAGAGCCUGAGGACCAGCGCCCAGCAGGACCCGGGAGCGGGGGCUCGGGAGGCGGAGCUACAGCAGGAGGGGGAGGAGCUCAGGCUGAGGCUGCAGAUGGCUGCAGAGCACUACAAGGAGAAGUACAGAGAGUGUCACCGUCUGCGCAAACAGCUGGCCCAGCUGCAGGGGGACCCAAAGAGAAGGUCAGCAUCAGAGACUGCAGCAGAGGAGAGGUCAGAGGUCACAGAGGCUACAGCAGAGGUGAGGUCAGAGGUCACAGAGGCUGCAGCAGAGGAGAGGUCAGAGGUCACAGAGGCUGCAGCAGAGGAGAGGUCGGAGGUCACAGAGGCUGCAGCAGAGGAGAGGUCGGAGGUCACAGAGGCUGCAGCAGAGGAGAGGUCAGAGGUCACAGAGGCUAUAGCAGAUCUUCCUGUCGGGACACAGAGCUGUGUGGAGGCCACAGCCCCAGAGUUACCCCAAAGCCCUGAACCCAGCACUGAGGGUGUGGCUCUGCAGGAUGGUCUCGCCUGCGUUCAGACAGCUCAGACGCAGACAGAGGAACCGCAGGAGCAGCAGGAGGGUUCAGAGGGAGCAGCAGGUCUGGGUUUGAGGGCAGAUGGAGCCACACCCAUGCUGCUGCAAUACCCCAUCCCUUACCCACAAUGCCCUGCGGAGCUGCAGUUCGGGAACCCGUAUUCCGCCCUCCCUGCAGGUGCAGCGGGCAGUGAGCCCCCUGCCCCAGGGAGCAGGGCCCGGACCCCCCUCUCCCCCCCCUCCUGGGACACCCCUGUGGUCUGCAUCCAGCCGUCCCGCAACCUCAACCCCCCCGACGGGCUGGAGGACCCAGAGCAGCACAGCGAUCAGGGCGGCGAUGGAGAUCAGGCAGCAGAUCCUCCCAGCCCCGCCCACAACGGCACGGCCAGCUUCUGCUUCGACUCCAGUGAGGACACACAGAAGCGUUGCCCUCUGUGCGAGGUGGUGUUCCCUCCGCACUAUGAGCAGAGGCAGUUCGAGGAGCACGUGGAGAGCCACUGGAAGGUGUGUCCCGUCUGCAGCCAGCAGUUCCCCCUGGACUGCCAGCAGCACCUGUUCCAGAGACACGUCAACACGCACUUUGACGGGAACGUGCUCAACUUUGACUGAAACAGCACAGCGCCACCCACUGGAGUGGAGGAGUCAUUACUGUUACUGUGUGUGUGUCUGUGUGUGUAUCUGUGUGUGUAUGUGUGUGUGUUUGUAUGUGUCUGUGUGUGUGUGUGUCUGUGUGUGUGUGUUUGUAUGUGUCUGUGUGUGUAUGUGUGUGUGUUUGUAUGUGGGUAUGUGUGUGUGCAGAUCUGUGUAUGUGUGUGGUGUGUGUGUGUGUGUGUGUGUGUAUUUGUAUGUGUCUGUGUGUGUGUGAGUGUGCAGAUCUGUGUAUGUGUGUGGUGUCUGUGUGUGUGUUUGUGUAUGUGAGGGAGAUGUGGUAGAUUGUCACAUGCAGCAUUGAAUGCUGGGAAGUUGUUAAGCGAUUCUCUUCCUGUCACAUGUUCUGCUCUCCGGGAGAAAAGUUGCUUGUUUGGUAAUCAUUAGUAUUCAUGAUUAUACUUUUAAAAUUAUAAUUAUAAUUAUUUUUAAAAAGAUAUAAGUUAAUUGCACUGGAUGUUAUGGCAUUAUGUGUUUACAGAAGGAAAAUAACUUCAGGUAUCCUGGAUCCUUGCUUUGAUGUUGGAUUAUGCAUCACACUUUCGGAUAUAGAAUAACCAGAUCUGUUCCCACAAUGCUGGAGCAAACAUUCGCCCAGGGAUUUCAACCAAUCAGAGCACACCACAAUGAUUACAACCAAUCACAGGGCUGCAUAGAGCUGCAGUGCAGGAGUGCAGGAGUUUUCAGAUCAGAGCACUGAGAACGACAAGGCCCUGUGUGGACACAAUCAUGUUUUAAUAAUUACACAUAAAGGACCAAAGAAAACAGAUAUUAAAAUAAAAUAUUGAUAUUGACGCUAUUUUGUGUCACACCACAGCCUGUGAUUACACCGUCCAUAUCAAUAGGAAAGUUAAAUAAAAAUUACUGUUUUUAUCACGAGUUAUGUGUUAGUUCAGCAAAUCAAUUUCAUCAUUUGGCCUUGAAAGGGCUCAGGAUUUAACACUGAACUCCGGAGACCUUCUAAAAAUGUCCUGAAAACAUUCCAAUAAUGUUCCUGAAAACUUCCCAAAAACAUUCUAAAAAACACCCAUCCAAACUGGUGUGUGAAAUUUGGGGCGUGGAAGCUCUGUGCGACCCUGUCUAACCCUAACCCUACCCCUAACCCUGCUACUGUACACAAGCCCCACUUGUCCGUCUGUCCGUCUGUCCGUCUGUCUGUCCGUCCGUCCGUCCAAGCUCCCUGUCUGCCUCUCAUCCCCACCAUGCCUGCUGUGCUUUUCCAGGUCAGGUUCCCGGUUUGGGAUCUGAUCUGAUUGAUUGUGUAAAAGAGCUUGAAUAAAACAAGGCAGAAAGGUUAA
Conger conger (European conger) is the source of this 3880-nucleotide messenger RNA. RefSeq names its product Tax1 (human T-cell leukemia virus type I) binding protein 1a (gene tax1bp1a). The transcript has 16 exons. Lineage: Eukaryota; Metazoa; Chordata; Actinopteri; Anguilliformes; Congridae. The record is from RefSeq and is a predicted model, not a curated record. Bases 174 to 2543 code for a protein of 789 amino acids.